Messenger RNA from Symbiodinium natans, 639 nucleotides. Lineage: Eukaryota; Dinophyceae; Suessiales; Symbiodiniaceae. The record is from the annotation of a GenBank genome assembly.
AUGAACAAAGGCCCAGAACACCUUUCUGGUGAGCUGGAGGCUUUUUUCUCGGACAAGGCGUUGCUUGAUUCUUUCGUGCGAUGGGUGGAGGACUGCAAGUGGUCGUUUGUUCCUGGUGGACAGUCGCCUGCAAAGCUUCGGCUCACGACGGUGCCCAAUGCCAAAGGUUCACAGCCGGUAGAUUUCUGGGGCCCAGCUCCAGUGGAUGAGACAUCAAAUGGGUCGCGCUUGGCAAGCAAGACAGUGGAGGCGGCGCCUGUCGGACCAAAGACUGUCCGUCGUGGCUAUGGCACCGGUCCGCAUGUGGCCGUCACUAGCCGUGUUGUGCUGCAGCCCAAUCCUAACUUUGAUGCUGCACCUCCAGCGAAGGCUCCGACUAGCACUUCAGUCUCGAAGGUUGCUUCGAAGGUGUCUUCGACGCGCACUGCACAAUAUGCCGUGCCGCCGCCACACACUGCUGAAGCCCAGAAGGUUCAUCUCCUGGGAGACUUGACCAAAACGCUGCAGACCAUUCUAACAAAGUUGCAAGACAGAGAGCUGCCUGACAGUCAGCGGGAGCAGUACCAGGCCAUGGCUGACAAGAUUCACCUUCGGAUCAAGGCCAUCAACCUGCCCAAUGCAGCCCCCCGCCGCCGUUGA